Messenger RNA from Morone saxatilis (striped sea-bass), 955 nucleotides. RefSeq names its product nicotinamide phosphoribosyltransferase-like. Bases 242 to 955 code for a protein of 237 amino acids. The record is from RefSeq and is a predicted model, not a curated record. NCBI's taxonomy places the organism in Eukaryota, Metazoa, Chordata, Actinopteri, Moronidae. Gene Ontology annotation, biological process: NAD+ biosynthetic process. Gene Ontology annotation, molecular function: nicotinamide phosphoribosyltransferase activity. The transcript has 6 exons.
AACAACCCCCAGCCUACUGAGCGCUACUGCUUUCGUUAUUUUACUAGCGCUGCUGUAACAUCUCAAUUUGAGCUGGAAAAACACAGGCGGUAAAAUCACACUGAGUCGACGUUUGGGGGCUUUUUUCUCCACCGCCUGCUCCGGCUUCUAUCUGGUCGCUUCUCUCGUUAAGUUGCUACGAGGACACGGAGAGACUGAAGUGACAUUUAACGUUACGUUAAUUCAUUCAACCACAACAACAAUGGCAGCACAGGAUUUUAAUUUCUUGCUUGCGACGGAUUCUUACAAGAUCACACACUACAAACAGUAUCCUCCAAAUGUCAGCAAAAUCUACUCCUACUUUGAAUGCCGACGGAAGAAAGGUUCCCAAUUCAGUGAAGUGGUGUUCUUCGGUCUUCAGUACCUGCUGAAGAAAUACCUCACAGGCCCAGUGAUCACAGAGGAGAAGAUUCAGGAAGCCAAGCUCUUCUACCAGAUGCACUUCAAACAGGCUGUGUUCGAUGAGGAAGGCUGGAGGAAAGUCCUUGAGAAACAUGAUGGCCGUCUUCCUAUCCGGAUCAAAGCUGUCCCUGAGGGUAGGAUCAUACCGAGAGGCAACGUGCUCUUCACUGUGGAAAACACAGAUCCCAGCUUCUACUGGCUCACCAACUACAUUGAGACCAUGCUAGUCCAGAUGUGGUAUCCCAUCACGGUAGCUACCAUAUCCAGGGAGUUUAAGAAGAUCCUGGCCAAGCACCUGAAGGCCACCUCAGGGAGCCUGGAAGGCCUGGACCUAAAACUGCAUGACUUUGGCUACAGAGGAGUCUCCUCACAGGAGCUGCUGCCAGAUUCAGCAGAUAGCACCAAACAGCAACCUCUGGAGCUGCAAAUGAAGCCAACGAGGAAGUGCCAAAAUCUGCUACCAGGAGCUAACGGGCUAAAUUUGGUAGGUGUCAGAGGGUACAUGACUGGCUGA